UAUUUUUAGGAUUAUUGUAAUCACAAAAACAAAAUAUCUCUCAUAAGUUACUUAAAUUUAGUGAGAAUAAAUUUGAAUGUGGCGCGUCCCAAGUUGGGGAUUUUUUCCCCGUGAAAAGCAGUAAACAGUCGAUGAUGUCAAAAAUGGUGGCUUAUGUUUGAAAUAUGUGAAGUAGAAGCAAACCUUUAACCUUUUUGGUAGUUUCCCCGUUCGAAAUCAUGUUAAAUCAAGUGUCCGUCGAGGCUGUAUAUUCAGCCACUUACGUGGAGAAUUAUUUGGAUUGUGUUGAAAAUCUUCCCGAUGAAUUGCAACGCCUAAUCUCCAGGAUGCGAGAACUCGACGUCUGUUACUUGGCCCGUGUGAGGGAAGCCGCAUACCAAACGGAAAACUGGAAAAAAAUCGGUAAUGAUAACCCCGGGAAGAAGGCUCGGGGCUUCGCCCGCAUGCAACAAGCCCUGAUCGCAGCCCAGGAACUCGGCGACGAAAAAAUGAAUCUUUUACAAUCAAUCCUGGACAAGAUCGAAAUCAAAACGCGUUUAUUGGACCAGGAUUUCAAAAAUUUAGAUUUUGGUAAAGACGAGACAACUCAACUCGAGAACAAAGAACAACAGCCCCCAAUCACGACGAGUAACACCGGACUGGUGGAGAGGGCCCCCAAGAGGGCGCGACGCACCCGACAUGACACCUUCUCCGGCCUGGAAUCGAACCAUAAUGAUGCUGCAGCCCCCGUGGAGCAUGUCUUAAGGAGUCAAGUGCCAUCAUCCACCACCAACUCGACGAAGAAGAGUGCCACAGGGAAGAAGAAGAAACGUAAAUCGAAACAAGUUCAAGCACAAAGAGAAGAAUCUCCUCCACGUGAAGAAGAACCAAUUAUUGAUCCCGAUGAGCCCACUUAUUGUCUCUGUGAUCAAAUUUCCUACGGUGAAAUGAUUAUGUGCGACAAUGAUUUGUGCCCAAUCGAGUGGUUCCACUUUUCUUGCGUUACUUUAACCACCAAACCCAAAGGUAAAUGGUAUUGUCCAAAGUGUAGAGGUGAUAGACCCAAUGUUAUGAAACCCAAGGCGCAAUUUCUCAGAGAACUUGAAAAGUAUAAUAAGGAUAAAGAGGAGAAAACAUAAUUUUUUUCAUUUUGUGUGUAUUUUCUUUCUCUUAUAGCAAUUAAAAUUUGAUAGAAAUGUUUUAAAAUAUUAAUAAAUAUGUCUAACAUAAAAUUUCUUCUCUGUGAUGCAAGACUACACACAUUAUGGCAGUGUAAAAUAAAAUAAAUGUAACAAAUGUGUAAG
Molecule: messenger RNA, 1283 nt
Organism: Tribolium madens (black flour beetle)
Lineage: Eukaryota; Metazoa; Arthropoda; Insecta; Coleoptera; Tenebrionidae
Product: inhibitor of growth protein 1
Exons: 3
Coding region: 219-1118 (299 amino acids)
Biological process (GO): positive regulation of DNA-templated transcription
Cellular component (GO): nucleus
Source: RefSeq, a predicted model, not a curated record